AUGACCAACCUCGAUGUGAGCAACAGUAGCACUGAUAGCAGCUCAGGGUCAACAUCAGACUCCAGUAGCAGUGGAAGCUCUUCCACUAGCUCAGGCUCUGGCUCCAGCAGCUCUGAUUCUGAAUCCUCAACCUCCGACACCCCAGCAACCACUAUUGCACCACCAGCACCAAAAUCACCUGUAAAAGUUGAAGAGCCGAAGAAGAAAGAGGAACCAAAACCACGAAGACCAUCAAAAGCAAAGAUAUCAUCAUCAAGUGAUGAUGAACCUCCUAAAUUCUUGCAAAAGGCAAAACUGCACAGAGAAUUUCUUCUGGUGCAAAGACUCCGAAACCAAUCCCAAAAAACAAUACCCAAGGCUCAACCAAAACCGGACACCGGCACACUUAAAAAGAAAAGCAUAUUCUCCCCUGACAAUAGUUCCGAAUCUGAAUCUGAGAGUAAAUCAUCAACUAAUAAAAGCCCUAAAGCAUCACCUAGACCAAAGCGAGGUUCUAGAAAGUCUAGCGAUGAGAAAGACAACUCUCCGGUGACAACAGCUGACAAUGACGAUUCUAAUUCAAAAGAUAAUGCUAAGCGGAAAAGUGUUAACAGGCUGAAUGGACCACCUCCAAAGAAAUCUAUUGAGGACAAGAGUGCAUCAUCAUGCACUUCCAGUCAGUCUUCAGUGGAGUCUGUUUCCUCAGACAGUGAGAGUGAGCCUACACCGAAGAAGGACCCAAUUAAAACUGGGAAGACAAAGCCUCCAUCCAGUGCUACCAAGGAGACAAGAGACCAAGCUUCUAAGAGUGGCGAUUCCGGUGAUUCUCCAGUAGCCACAAUGCCCAGGAAGCUGACACGGUCUCUGUCAGCGAGGGUGUCGAGAUUAGCUGCAGCAUCAAGACGGACCAACACUGACACUGAUUCAGAAGCUGAUGAUAAGAGCAAUGAUAAGAACAGUGCCAGCAAUAGCAACAGCAACAGCAACAGCAACAACAGUAGUAACAACAAAGAUAUUAAGAAGAAUAUUAAGGGUCGGGCUCCGCCGGCGAGGUCGCCGGUCGUUCUGCCGAUGCCACAAGAGCCGGCUCAACAACGGUGUCCUGUACGUGGCUGUGACUCCAGCGGACAUCUCGGCGGCAAGUCCAGCCGGCACAUGACGUGGGACGCGUGCCCGCUGUACCACAACGUGACGGGCGCGUGGUGCGUGGCGGCGGGCGAGGAGCGCGCGGCGGCGGCGGCGGCGCGGCGCCGCGCGCUGCAGCUGCUGCAGCAGCGGCCGCGCGCCAUGCCCACGCUCGAGCAGCGCGCCUACCAGCUCAAGGUCAAGGACAUGCGGUCAAAAUGGAAAGGCAGUCAAGAGUUACGUGAGAAACUGGCAGCGUCUGGCAAUGAGGAGAUGACGGAAGACAGGGAGCCGAUCCUCGAGGGCUUUGCUCCGGACUACGAUCUGAGGCUGUUCAGGGAGGCGCAGGCACUUGCCGCCAUCAAGAUAGAAGAGGAACUAGGGGAUAUACCUACAGAUAAAGGGACUAGGUAAGUUUGUCCCAGUCAGGAUUUGUAUUAUUGCUGACCCGAUAUACUAAAGUUUG
Molecule: messenger RNA, 1570 nt
Organism: Trichoplusia ni (cabbage looper)
Lineage: Eukaryota; Metazoa; Arthropoda; Insecta; Lepidoptera; Noctuidae
Product: suppressor protein SRP40-like
Exons: 7
Coding region: 1-1518 (505 amino acids)
Biological process (GO): regulation of DNA-templated transcription
Cellular component (GO): nucleus
Molecular function (GO): zinc ion binding
Source: RefSeq, a predicted model, not a curated record